CAACCUCUCAAGCAUACACAAAUAUAUACAUAUACAAAUAUAUACAUACACACACACACACACACAUAUAUAUAUACAAGUCUCUUGUGUUUGGUCCUCAGAUUCUUUAGUCCAUAACUUUAUACUUUCUUGUAAAAAUUCAUAUAUAUGGAUAUCAUAAAGAGAAAGUGGAAGAAGAAUAUGAUCGCCAACGCAUGGAAGAGAUGUAGUUUACAAAGAGAGAGCAGCAGCAAAGUACUCAACUCAUUGACUAAGAGCAAGUCAUGCCACUGCAGUUCCACUACUAGGAAGAGCAAAGGCCAGGUAGCUCCGGACGGGUGUUUUUCAGUCUACGUUGGACCACAAAGACAACGGUUUGUAGUGAAGACGGAGUUUGCAAAUCAUCCGUUGUUUAAGAUGCUGCUGGAUGAUGCCGAAAUGGAAUACGGUUACAACUGCGACGGUCCGAUUUUGCUUCCUUGUGAUGUGGAUUUGUUUUAUAAUGUGUUGGCUGAGAUGGAGAGCAGUGAGGAAACUAGUACUCCUAAUUGUGGGUUUGUUAAGGGUUAUGGUUCGUUGAUGCUUUGCAGUCCUUCUCGUCGUCUAAAUUCAAGCAUCAACGACGGUUAUGGUGGUGCUUAUAGGCUGCUUAGCCCGUUGAAAAUGCUUAAGAUAAACCAAUUUUAAUCAUGUAUAUAUCAUCGUUAAUGGUGAUUAAUUUUGUGCAAACAUAUGUAAUUCAAGUGCUUCAAAGAAAUGCAAUACAAGUAGAUUAA
Malus domestica (apple) is the source of this 755-nucleotide messenger RNA. RefSeq names its product auxin-responsive protein SAUR50-like. Gene Ontology annotation, biological process: response to auxin. The record is from RefSeq and is a predicted model, not a curated record. Lineage: Eukaryota; Viridiplantae; Streptophyta; Magnoliopsida; Rosales; Rosaceae.